AUGCCAGCUCCACCCGAAUUUCUGAAGUACAUAGAUGAUAACCAGGGGGCGUUCAUCAAGCGCCUGACUGAUGCCGUGUCUCAUAAAAGGCAAGUAUCUGCCCUCUAUUCUGUCAGUGGCGACCCCACGCUGCGCAAGGAUGUCAUUGACAUGGGCGAAACAUGGCUUCACGGCCAGCUCACAGCCCUUGGGGUUGAGACGAAACUCGUAUGGCUCGGUAAUGAAGAUGUUGAUGGCCAGACCCUGCAGCUCCCGCCCCUGGUCAUCGGGCGGGUGGGAAGCGACCCAAAGAAAAAAACGGUGCUCGUGUACGGGCAUUAUGAUGUGAUGCCCGCAAAAAAAUCGGAUGGGUGGACCACCGAGGACCCAUUUGAACUUACGGUCCGCGACGAGCGCAUGAUCGGGCGUGGCGCGACAGACGACAAGGGCCCGGUUGUGGGUUGGUUAAAUGUCUUGGAGGCGCACCAGGCACUUCCGCUUACCCUGCCCGUCAAUGUACGCUUCUGCUUUGAAGGAAUGGAGGAAAGUGGGAGUACCGGCCUCGACAAAUUCAUCGAAGAAGAGGCGAAUAAGGGCAAAGAAGGAUGGUUUGAUGGUGUUUCUUAUGUUUGCAUCACUGACAACUACUGGCUGAACACUCGUAAACCCGCACUGACUUUCGGCAUCAGAGGCACAGCCUAUUUUAGUAUUAACAUCAGUGGUCCAGCAACGGAUCUACACUCUGGGCUGUUCGGAAGGAUGGUGCACGAGCCCAUGACCGACAUGGUCAAGCUAUUGAGCAAGCUCGUCGAGACUAAUGGUAUAAUCACUGUUCCGGGUGUGGAAGAGACGGUGAAUCCAGUGGCUCCCGAAGAGAGGGAAGAGUAUGAGAAAAUGGACUAUACAGUGCAGGACCUUCGUGACGCUGUUGGUGGAAAAGCGAUCGAACUAUCCGAGGACCAUACUCAACUUGUCAUGAAUCGCAUGCGUUUUCCAUCACUUUCUAUUCAUGGAAUUAAGGGGGCGUUCGACGGAGAUGGCUCCAAGACAGUUAUCCCUGCGGCAAUAAAGGGAAGGUUUAGUCUUCGAUUACAACGUGCUGACCGUCCGAUCCUGGCCAAAUUAUGCAGCCUUGUGGAACCUCAGACCACAGACAUCAUCAAAACGCUUGUCACCAACUUCCUCAAUGAAGAAUUCAAGAAACUCAACUCCAAGAACACGAUGGAGGUUGAAUACGUUGGUGGUGCCCUGCCGUGGGUCGCCACUAACAAACAUGAUUUGAAUUUCAAGGCCGCACAUAGGGCAACAGAGGCAGUAUAUCGGCAGGCUCCAGACUACACACGUGAAGGUGGGUCGAUUGGAGUUGCCCUCACCUUUCAGGAGGAACUGGGGGAGGAUACGAGCGUGAUGUUACUACCCAUGGGACGAUCUGAUGACGGUGCCCAUUCCACGGAUGAGAAACUGGACAAAGACAACUUCUUCAAAGGGACUAAGCUGUUCGGUACUUAUCUCUACGAACUUGCUGCUGCCUAAAUGUGGUCAGAUCAGGAGGGUCGGAAUGGCGAACAGAUGUAAUGUAUGCAGUCAAGUCAUUCGAGUCUGAAAGGUAUUGAGGCUCUAUAUGUUGUUGUCUACACCUGCGGUAUAUGAGAAGUCCGAGCU
Molecule: messenger RNA, 1641 nt
Organism: Suillus clintonianus
Lineage: Eukaryota; Fungi; Basidiomycota; Agaricomycetes; Boletales; Suillaceae
Product: CNDP dipeptidase
Exons: 10
Coding region: 1-1512 (503 amino acids)
Biological process (GO): proteolysis
Molecular function (GO): peptidase activity
Source: RefSeq, a predicted model, not a curated record